This is a messenger RNA of Pogona vitticeps (central bearded dragon), 4846 nucleotides long. NCBI's taxonomy places the organism in Eukaryota, Metazoa, Chordata, Lepidosauria, Squamata, Agamidae. The record is from RefSeq and is a predicted model, not a curated record.
GGGGCAGGGUUUUUUUGUGAAUCCCUCAGCUAGAGCCCGGGACGCUUCACAUGCCCUCCGAAGCCCUUUCCGUCGCUCCUCGCCAACCACCCCAGACGGAAGGGUUGAGCCCUCGCAUGCAAAUCAAAGCAGGUUCCUCCGGCGCGGCCGACAGAGCCCUGGCAACCGCAGCUCGAAGUGGCCAAGCACCCACGGGGAGGCAGCCUCGCCUUUCGCCGCUCGGCUGGACGCAGAAGUGCAGACUGCAUUCCUGCUUCCAUGUUCAGUUGACUUCAGCUCACGGUUAUGGAUGCACAAAAUGAAAUAGAUUUUUCCAGUCCUAACAUUGCACCAUUGUGGAGGAGGAGGGCUGCUUACCAAGUACAACUGCAGAUGAAGAACAAACCAAGGCCUCAGUCCUACCAGAGUUCCACCGGGGUCCUUUUUACAGAUUUCCCUGUGGAGGACAGAGAUACAUUCACCUUAACUCAGCCUGCUGAAACAAUACUUACUUCUCUGGACAGUAAACCCAUUGAAAGGAGUCCUAUGCUUUUCAGCACUGGCCUUGGCUCUGUGCCAAAUGGAAAGGUUCAAUUUCCUGAACAUAAAACUCUUUCCCCUUGGCUUUCAGACCAGUCACCUCAAUUCCUGAAAAUGGUUUCAAACAAUUCCAUAAAUUUUACGACUUGUGAUUCAACAAGCAGUAAACCGGUUCACUCAGGGAGAAUUUCCAAACGACCAGUACAGAGUCCUGAGAAGGAACAAAUUGUUUUCCCUUCAGAUCGUGGAUUGUCACUUACAGAAGUUGUGCAUUUGCCAAAUAACAACACAGCCGCCACCUCAGCAUUACAACCUGGACAGCUGCCUAAAAAAGCAGAGAAGGCAUCUGUUUGUCUGUCUGUUUUGUCAGAACAACAGCAUCUGCCCCUCCAAAGACUGCCAUCGAAUCAGAAUGAGAUCACAGAAACACCACCUGUGGUGCUGAGCACAAAUAGCCCUGCUGCUUUAAAAGUGGGGAAGCAACAAAUCAUCCCUAAAAGUUUAGCUUCUGAAACAAAAGUAACUAACAAAGCCAACAGCCAAAAUGUGGAGCCAGACAGAAGGGUUCUUAAAGUACGCAGUAUGGUGGAGACCCGUGGUGUGCCUUCGAUAUCUGGAAGAGAUGAAGAAGCAGAAGGUGAUUCAGAAAGCCCAGGGAUGCUGAGGCGUAGUUUGAGGUCUACUUCAUAUCGUCGAGCUGUUGUGAGUGGCGUUGACUUCAACAGUAGUGCUAACGUUAAGAUGAAAAACAGAAUGUCUCAGCCAGUGCUGAAGGCAGUCGUGGAAGACAAGGAGAAGUUCUCUAGCUUAGGAAGAAUAAAGAAGAAAAUGCUGAAAGGACAAGGGACCUUUGAUGGGGAAGAAAAUGCUGUGUUGUAUCAGAACUACAAAGAAAAAGCUCUGGAUAUAGAUUCUGAUGAAGAGGUAGAAUUGAAAGACUGUAAAUCAAAUGAAAAGAUAGUUAUUGAAUACAAACCUCUGAGAUCAACAUGGAGUCAGUUGUCUGCGGUGAAGAGGAACAGCUUAUUCCAGACCAUCAGCCAAGAAGAAAGAAAAAGACAAGAGGCUAUAUUUGAAGUAAUUUCUUCGGAACAUUCAUACUUACUCAGCCUGGAAAUUCUGAUCCGGAUGUUUAAAAACUCUAAAGAGUUAGCUUCUACAAUGACCAAGACAGAAAGCCACCACCUGUUUUCCAAUAUUGCUGAUGUCUGUGAAGCAAGCAAAAAGUUCUUCAGAGAGCUUGAAGCAAGGCAUCAGAAUAAUAUAUUCAUAGAUGAUAUCAGUGAUAUUGUGGAAAAGCAUACGACGUCAACCUUUGAUCCUUAUGUGAAGUAUUGUACUAAUGAAGUCUAUCAGCAGCGGACACUUCAGAAACUAUUAGCUACUAAUCCAGCUUUCAAAGAAGUGCUGUCACGGAUCGAGUCUCAAGAAGAGUGCAGGAAUUUACCCAUGAUUUCUUUCCUCAUUCUCCCAAUGCAAAGGGUUACACGACUGCCGCUACUGAUGGAUACUAUUUGCCAGAAAACACCUAAAGAUUCACCAAAAUAUGAAGCCUGCAAACAAGCUUUAAAAGAAGUUAGUAAGUUAGUUCGCCUCUGCAAUGAAGGUGCACGAAAAAUGGAAAGGACAGAAAUGAUGUACACUAUCAACUCCCAGCUUGAAUUCAAAAUCAAGCCAUUCCCGUUGGUUUCCUCUUCUCGGUGGCUGGUGAAACGGGGUGAAUUGACAGCGUAUGUGGAAGACACCGGGCUUUUCUCUAAAAGAACAACUAAGCAACAAGUUUACUUCUUCCUCUUUAAUGAUGUCCUCAUUAUCACAAAAAAGAAAAGUGAAGAGAGCUACAAUGUCACAGAUUAUUCCUUAAGGGAUCAACUUUUAGUUGAACAGUGUGAAGGCGAAGAACUGAAUUUCUCUCCUGUAAAAAACAGCACACCUAUGCUUUACUCUCGGCAGAGUUCUGCAAAUCACCUCUUCAGAUUAAAUAUCCUAAGUAACCAUGCAGGAGAGAAAAUUGAACUACUGCUGGGAACUGAAACUCAAAAUGAACGGGCUCGCUGGAUUACUGCACUUGGUCAGAGCAGUGAUAGACGUACUAUGGACAGAACAACACUGACCCAAGUAGAAGUCAUCAGAUCAUACACUGCCAAACAGUCAGAUGAACUAUCCCUCCAGGCUUCUGAUGUAGUUCUUGUCUACCAGAAAGUGAAUGAUGGCUGGUAUGAAGGAGAGCGGUUACGUGAUGGAGAAAGAGGAUGGUUCCCAAUGGAAUGUGCCAAAGAGAUCACAUGUCAAGCCACAAUUGAGAAGAAUAUGGAAAGGAUGGGGCGCUUGCUAGGCCUAGAAACGAACGUAUAGCCUGUUGCUGCAGUAUAUGUAUGUACUUUAGAAUUUGCACUCAGUGAGGGCUGGGUCAAUUUGGCCACCUCCAGAUGAUUACUUUCCAGCUAUGGUGUUUUAAAAAGGGAUAUGGUUUUUGCAACUAAAAGAAGACAACCAUAAAGAGAGAACAUGCAAGUUGGCCUUGUUCAGUAAAAAAGGAAUAGCAGAAUGAAUUAUUUUUUUAAAAAAUCAUUUUAAUUAAAAACCAUUUUCACAAUUCUAUGAAGCCUCAAAGAACAAUCACUUGAACUUCCCAGGGGAACAGACACUUGAAUUUUAAUUCAAGUACACCACUUUUUAAAGUAAAGUUCUAGAUUCCAUCCAGUUCACAUUCUGUUUUGAUUUACUGGACCCCCUUUUCUGUAAAAAAUUGUUUCAACCCAACGUGGGAUACUGAUACGCAAAAGCACCCUUCCAUUAUGUUCUGAUGCUGUGGAUGUGUGUAUCGUGACCAAAUCAGCUGGAUAUGUUCAUUUCUUGAUGUGGAGCUAGAGCGGAAGCAUGUAGAGUUGAGUGUACAGUUAUUAUGAAGUUUCACUGAGGGUUGAAGAGCUCAGGUAAAUGUUGAACUAAUGAUAUCAGUAGAAUUUACUGGGUUACACAGGUGGUUUUCAUUUCUUUCCCACAAUACUUGUAUCUACGCGUUUUGUAUAGCAUUUAUUUGUAGUUUUUCCAAUUACAUGUUUCAGUCAUCUUAAGACAAAGCAAGCUGUUCUGUGUUACUGUAAAGGACAGUCAGACGGCAGCAAAGAACUAAACAAAGUUGACAAUAUUUAUUUAUAUCCUACCUUUCUCCUAAUAAAGGGACACUUCCUGUUUGGCAAAUAUACACAAAGUUCUGAUCAAGCAGGAGACACAUAAGGUGCAGCUAAAACUGAGAGCAUGGGUUUUCUUUUGAUUUCAGAACACCAGCAUUCUAGGGUUAUUAGAAGUAACUCUUUUCAUCCAAUAUAUAUAUGAAGGAAGCCCACCGUUAGCCUAGGUCAGGUAGCUUAAAUUUGAGCAGAAUUACAAAAACUCAGGCUUCAGAUUUUAAAUAAAAAAUAUUCUAAAACAACAAAAUCCACCAAGACACAAAGAUACCCAGCUUAUGUCCAGGGGACGUGUUUAUAGUGUAUCAGCCUUCGUUACUUUCUAUCCAGUGGUUGAAAUUAACACAGUGACUACGUUUGUACUAGUUAUCUUAUUUAGCCUGUUUCAAAACUGAAGUAGCUUGCUCUUUAGUUCCAAACUAAUUAUGGAAAAUGCUCCAUCCAAUUUAUGGACAAAUUAUGUCCUGCCAUAAGUGCAGCUACAAACUUCCAAGCACUUGGUUAGUUGUCAACUCAUUACUUCUGAUGUCAAGUGAUAUUCUAAAUGUUUCCCUCCUCAAAAUUUGCCAAAAGAUUGAUCGCUUUGCAUUUGACCAGUAUUUUUUAUGUUGUUUUUCUUUCUUUUUCAUAUGCUUUUCUAUGUCAUCUUUCCCAGCAAAGCCGAUUACCAGAUCAUGGUCACACCCUUUCCAGUAAACAACUGUCCACAAAAUAAUUUACCUGUCCCUGACAUCUCACUGCAUUCCUACAUACAUUUGCUUUUUUCUUAUAUUCUUUAGCUGCACCCACACAGAAAGUCAAGCAAUCCAGUCAGGGAACCUCACAGGAAGAAAAAAAAACCACUACUAUACUCUGUCCUUGGCCAAUGUUACUUAUGAGAAAGAGAACUCAUAUUGAUCAGUCAUCAGCCUGGGCUGUGAUAACAGACUGAAAACACUAUACUAUUUGUUACUUUCCAUCACUAAUGAGAGAAUGGCAUGAAGAAUUUCUGUCAAAAUGCUUCUAAAAAUGCUUAUUACACUUGACGGUAACUAGCAAAUGUUAGUCAUUAAACCCACAAAGAAACUUUGACCCUGUUGUACUGCUUUUGAAAUGUCACAUCAUUACACCUUCAUUACUCACUCCUGAGUAACUAG